CGACGUGACGCAUUGGCGGCCGAGAUGGGCGUGCGCUUUUCAUCAUAGCACGAUGGAAAGGCCAUUGGGUGAGAAUCAGCGUGCGCCUUCCUGAUCGCCAGGUGAUCUCUGUGGGACUGGUGGCGUUCGUGGCUUGGUGACAAACUCGUUUUCCAUGCUUCUGGAGCGAUAGCAAGGUUUGUUUUUCUCGUCUUCUGGCAUAAAUCUCUGAUUAAAUAUUCAAAAAGUUGAGUGAAAAGCAGAGAUUUUGUGGCGUGAGCAGCAGUUUCAGUGCAAAAGUGACCAAGAACGGAUCUCUUCUGAGGAAAUUCACCCUCUUCAAACACUGACAGCCAAGAAUUGGAUUAUGGAAUCGGAUUAUAAGUACCUCACUGGCUUCGGCUCUCACUUCGAGUCCGAGGACCCACGCUGUCCUGGUAGUUUGCCCGAGGGCCAGAACUCGCCACAGAAGUGCGCCAGAGGUCUCUAUGCCGAGCAGCUCUCCGGCUCCGCCUUCACGGCGCCGCGCACGGAGAACACACGCUCCUGGCUGUACCGCAUCCGGCCCUCGGUAGUGCACACGCCCUUCGUGCGCUACCAUGGCGCGCCCCACUUCCACGAUAACUGGACAGAGCAGCCGCCUGAUCCCAACCAGAUGCGCUGGAGCCCCUUCGACGUGCCGCCGUCCGGCAGAGUGGACUUCGUCGACGGCCUGCACACGGUAUGUGGCGCCGGAGAUGCUCGCGGACGCCACGGUGUGGCCGUGCACGUCUAUCUCUGCAACGCCCCAAUGGAGAAUCGGGCGUUCUACAACAGCGACGGUGACUUCCUGAUUGUGCCUCAGCAGGGCAGCCUGGAGAUCACCACGGAAUUCGGGCGCAUUCGCGUGGCACCCAACGAGAUUGCGGUGCUUCAGCAGGGAAUGCGCUUCGCCGUGUCUGCUUCCGGACCCACGCGCGGAUACAUCCUGGAAGUGUACGACAAUCACUUCAAGCUGCCCGAUCUGGGACCAAUCGGCGCAAACGGCCUGGCCAAUCCCAGGGAUUUUAAGACGCCCGUGGCGUGGUUCGAGGACCGCCAAGUGGACAAGUUCGAGAUAGUGUCGAAGUUCCAGGGAGCGCUAUUUGUGGCACAGCAGAAGCACAGCCCGUUCGACGUUGUGGCCUGGCAUGGGAAUUACGCGCCCUACAAGUACAAUCUCGCCGACUACAUGGUCAUCAACUCCGUCAGCUUCGAUCACUGCGAUCCCAGCAUCUUCACCGUUCUCACGUGUCCCAGCUCGCGUCCCGGCACUGCCAUCGCGGACUUUGUCAUCUUCCCACCGCGCUGGUCCGUCCAGGAGCACACCUUCAGGCCUCCUUACUACCACAGAAACUGCAUGAGUGAAUUCAUGGGCUUGAUCUACGGAUCGUACGAGGCAAAAGAGGGCGGAUUCCGUCCCGGCGGCGCCUCCUUGCACUCCAUGAUGACACCCCACGGUCCGGACAAGAAGUGCUUCGAGGCAGCGUCCAACGCCAAGUUAGAACCGCAGCGCGUUGCAGAUGGCACGCAAUCCUUCAUGUUCGAGUCAUCUUUAAGUAUGGCUGUAACGAAAUGGGGCGCGGAAACAUGCCAGAAACUCGAUGCAAAAUACUACGAAUGCUGGCAAACGCUCGAGAAGCACUUCAGCAUCAGCGAAUAA
Messenger RNA from Phlebotomus argentipes, 1660 nucleotides. It is a transcript of the gene hgo, whose product is annotated as homogentisate 1,2-dioxygenase. The record is from RefSeq and is a predicted model, not a curated record. Gene Ontology annotation, molecular function: homogentisate 1,2-dioxygenase activity. The transcript has 4 exons. Gene Ontology annotation, cellular component: cytoplasm. Gene Ontology annotation, biological process: L-phenylalanine catabolic process. The coding region runs from base 347 to 1660 and encodes 437 amino acids. NCBI's taxonomy places the organism in Eukaryota, Metazoa, Arthropoda, Insecta, Diptera, Psychodidae.